Molecule: messenger RNA, 2141 nt
Organism: Pomacea canaliculata
Lineage: Eukaryota; Metazoa; Mollusca; Gastropoda; Architaenioglossa; Ampullariidae
Exons: 3
Coding region: 660-1559 (299 amino acids)
Molecular function (GO): sequence-specific DNA binding
Source: RefSeq, a predicted model, not a curated record
CCGGGGGAAGGUCGAUUCAACGAGCUGUUUACAGCAGCUCAAGUGUGCGUGUGUGUUUUAGAGUCUUAUAGGACUAUCAUCAUCACAAUGUCGAGUCAGACUUCAAAAGUGGAGUUUAAAAGUAAAGGUUUAGAGGUCAAACUGGGAUUAAUUUCACGGCUUCAACAAUUAUUUACUUGCAGCUAUCUCGGACUUCACAUGAAGGUCUAGUUUAUACCACUUCUUCAUCGUCGUUCUCCUGGGCGAGCAGACGAAGAUCGAGCUGUCGGCGAGCAGGAGAAGUGACAGAGACUGAGAGUCAGGAAGUCAGGAGUGACUAUUCGCUGAUUAUUGUUAGUCGCCAAAAAUUGGUUGUCUGCUGCAUCAGGUGUGCACGUAACAUGGACAGAAACCUUUUGCAGCGAUUGCCUUUGCACGAUACCCUCCGUUAGAGUUCAGUAGCCAAAGCAUCAUGUUUAUUGGAAAGUUUAUUUUCGCUAUUUUUGCAUUCUGAACCGAUUAUUAGCAGAAAAGGAUUUUGCCAACUGCCCUAAAAAAGACUCAUGUAGUGACGUCACUCACAGAUACAAAAGCUUAGAAUAGAAGACGCAUACAUUUGAAUCAAAAUUAAACUGUAGUGUAAGUUCUUUGCGUUCUGUGAACGAACGUCAGUUAUUACAAUGCCACGUCAGUGUGCAGCAGUUGGGUGCCAUGAAAAGAAUGGACUGGGAACACCCUUCAGCUUUCACUCUUUUCCAAGGGAUAAAGCCUUGAGGAAAGCAUGGACCUUGAAAGUAAACCGUAUGGAUGUGAAAACAAAAAGACUUUGGCAGCCGAAGGAUUGUGACGUCUUGUGCUCUAAACACUUUGAACCUUCAUGCUUCCCAGAUAAGUUACGAUUGGCUAAUACAUUUGGCUUCAAGUUCAAGGCAGAUCUUGUACCUGGAGCAAUACCAACAAUAUUCCACCAUAAUGAAGCAUCUAGAAAACGAAAGCAAGAAAUCUUAGACCAACAGUCAGCUUCAGUGAAACGCCGACAUAAGAAACGGGUGAUGAGCGAAUUGCUGGCAUCUUUAGAAGGAAAAGAGCUCAAAGAUAUGAGGAGUUUGGCUAGCACUCACUGCCAAGAUGCGCAGGGAUUACAUGACCGAUCUGGGGUGGAAACCAGUCUGCCACAAGUCAUUUACCUUGUACCACUUCUGGUAUUCAACACUGCACAACAGAAUAUGAAUGGCAAGAUUAGUAACUUUAAAAGGGAGCUGGAGACUGAAGAGCCGAUUUAUGAAGCUCAGCAGCAGAAAGAGUGUGCCAAGAUAACGAUAAUCAAAAGAGAAGCACUAUCUGACAAGAGAGAGGAAUUUCAUGAACAUCAUCAAACUUUAAAUGCCGAUGUCAAAAAAAGGGAGGUGCAGAACCAAGAGGAACAAAUUACAAAAUUUGAACAGCAGAUAGACUAUGUGAAGAACAUAAAAAAAGAAUUGAAGAUUGAACAAGAGGAGCAGCUUCUGAACACUUUUAAAUAUGCAGACUUUGUAAGUACCAUAAACAUGAAAAUGGAGUGUCCGAUUGACAAUGAUUAAACAGAGUAAAUGUGUUAUUUAUUGUGGUAUCAAAAGCAUUAUGUUACUGAUUUAGUAAUUAACUUGUCCUCUUCUUGACUGGUUACUUUUGUUGUCACUAGGAGUAAUCAUUCUUUAUAUUUUUCAUUUUGCACUUUCACCCAUCAGCAGUGAACAUCUUUUGUGCACACAUCAUAUGAUUUAUCAUAUAUUUAGUUAUCAGCAUUUGAAGUCAUGGGUCAUUCUUUCUUUUCACAUAUUCAGAGGAUUUAUUAAUUUUUGUGUUGUGACAAAGUAAACUCCAUAACUAUAAAAGCUACCAAACAGUUUUGGAGUUUAAAAAAAAAAAUGUCUUUUUUUGUCAUGGUAGCAAAUGUAUUACACAGACUGCUAAGCUUCAUGCAAUAUCAGACGUGACUCUUUAGGUUAUCAUGAUCACUAUAAAAUAAAAAUGCAAUGCUGGAAAUUAACCAUCGAUCAAAUAAACAUUUACAGAAGUUUAUCUUUGAGAAAUGUGUUUAUACUUUAUUUACAAUAAAACAAUUGUAAAAAUUAACUCUAAUGCACCCAUUCAGUAACAGAAUAACACAGUGUAGAUGGCAA